This is a messenger RNA of Plenodomus lingam JN3, 2079 nucleotides long. RefSeq lists its product as uncharacterized. Gene Ontology annotation, biological process: DNA replication; DNA replication initiation. The record is from RefSeq and is a predicted model, not a curated record. Lineage: Eukaryota; Fungi; Ascomycota; Dothideomycetes; Pleosporales; Leptosphaeriaceae. Gene Ontology annotation, cellular component: alpha DNA polymerase:primase complex. Gene Ontology annotation, molecular function: DNA binding.
AUGGAGGACCCUACCACAGAACUUACCGAACGCUUCGAACGCUACUGCGAUACAAAGGACAAUGCGCUGCCUAGCGAAGUCCUCGCAGAAUUACAGUCUAUGAUACGGCUGUAUGCCAUCUCGCCCGAAGAACUCGACUUCAAAUGGCAGGCAUAUUACAUGAAGAUGGGAGGAGAGGAGAACAAGAUGGAUGUCAAGACUGCGCGCGACUUUAAGAAAACGAUACAAGAUGCACUGGAACGGGAAAGCAGGGGAAAGGCACAGCAGCGACAUGAUGUCAAGCGGGGUCAACCGGCCCCAAGGGCCAAGGGGGGUGACAUGUAUGAUAUCUUGGAAGGAAUUGUCCCAAACACACCGCGACCAAGCGCAGCGAGCGGUGUGAAUGGUAGCACGGUCAAGCGGAAGGCCAACUUCCAGACACCAGGCGGCAAAGCCAGCAAAGUGCACGACACAAGUUCACCGGGAGGUAUCUUGACACCGAAAGUCGAGGGCUCUGCUGGAUCCGUAUUUGACUUUUCAUCGCGCACCAACGCCAAUGAGAUCACUGAGCAAUUCAUGGGCGAGGACAUACCUAUCCCUGAACCCCCGUCAGAAGAACCAAAGGAGCCUCGAGUCAAAUUGAAAGCCAAUACGGACAUGUCCAAAUUUUCCUACCGCACCAUGGCUAUGAAACUCUCAGAAGCGUCAGAGGUUCUCGACGACAGGAUCGACGAGUUUCGUGAAUCGGUCAAAGACUCUCUUGGCUUGGAUGAUAGUGCCUUUGGAAACCCACAAUACCAGUCGCCGAACGAAAUCAUUGCUGUUGGCCGGAUAGCAAGCGAUACUAGCGAAGGCAAACUCAAUCCCUCUACGGUAGUGCUGGAGGGAUCGCGACGAUAUGGCUCAGGUCGGCGAACACCUCUUAAGAUUGAGGGACUCUCAUCGUAUAACUUCUUUCCUGGUCAGAUCGUUGCACUCCGUGGUACCAAUGCCUCAGGUGAUGCCUUUGUCGUCUCAGAAGUCAUCGCACUUCCUCUCCUCAACCCACCUGCCACGACCCCAACCGAGUUAGACGUCAUCCGCUCACGAUACCUCGACACCCCCGACUCCGAUCCAGAUAAUGUUCGCCCUCUGACUAUAAUGAUAGCCUCUGGCCCUUACACGACAGACCAAAACCUAGACUUCUUCCCGCUCCAUACCUUCCUUGACAACGCCGCCGAAGCCUACGCUGACACCGUCAUCCUCAUCGGGCCCUUCCUCGACGCCGAACAUCCCCAAAUCCGCUCAGGAGACUUUGACCCUCCUCCCAACGCGAUUCCCGACCAAGCCACCAUGACGGACCUCUUCAAACACCACAUCUCCAGUGCCCUGCAAAACUUCCACAAGAGAAACCCAACCUGCCAAGUCAUCCUCGUCCCCAACCUCCGCGACGCACAUCACCACCACGCCGCCUUCCCCCAAGACAAAUUCAUCAAAAAAGAACUCGGGCUCGGCCCAGCCGCCAAAAUGGUCCAAUGCGUUACCAACCCCAUGACGCUCAGCAUGAACGAACUCACAGUCGGCAUGUCCAGCAUCGACAUCCUAGACAUGCUACGCAGAGAAGAACUCACAGGCGGAACCGCAAAAACCGUAAACCUCUACGAACGCUGUGCCAGAAACUUGCUCGAACAACGCAACUUCUUACCCGUCUUUCCCCCUACCGCACGGCAGAAACAACAACUCGCGCCUACCCCCGUGGACGCAAAACCAUUUAAACCCAGCACCACCGCCACCGCCGCGGACGAAGAUCCAGACGAUGAUAGUCCAAGCCCUUUUCUCCCCUUGGGCACCAUGCUCGAUACUAGCUACCUCAAACUCGCCGACAUGCUCAACGUCAGACCAGACAUCCUCAUCACCCCCAGCGUACUCCAAGGCACCGUCAAAGUCGUCGAAUCCGUCCUCGUUGUCAACCCCGGUACGCUGGCGAAACGCCGUGCGGCGGGCUCGUUUGCGAGGUUGAUUGUUAAACCGGCGGUUGUGAGGGAGGAGGAGCGCGAGAGGGGUGUUGCGGUUGCGCAUCGGGUUUGGGAGAGGGUGAGGGUGGAUAUUGUGAGGAUUUGA